Messenger RNA from Poecilia reticulata (guppy), 4633 nucleotides. RefSeq lists its product as uncharacterized. The record is from RefSeq and is a predicted model, not a curated record. Lineage: Eukaryota; Metazoa; Chordata; Actinopteri; Cyprinodontiformes; Poeciliidae.
CAGUGCCAAUAAUUAAUAAUAACUGGGUCAAUAAUUAAUAAUUGGCUCAUGACAACAUUAUGUAUAUUUUUGGGCAGAAAAUAAAUUUAAAAAAGUAACAUGAACAUGAACAUGAGCUACGUGCUGUAGUUCAAACCCAGCACUCUUAAAUGUUAGUGUCCACUAGAUGGCGCCAAAAGACCAGCGGCUUUAGUGUAGAGGGCGGGACUGAAGCAGGAUCCGGGUUAUUGUCAUCACUACCACACCUUAUCAUCCUGGCUCUCUGGAUAUGAACCUGCAGCCUGCUCUCCUUGCAGCCCCCCUUCCUCCUACUCCUCCUCCUCUUCCUUCUCAUUUGCCGGACAGCUAUAGUGCGCACUGAGCAACGGCAGUGCGCAAAAGGGCCGGCAUGCACCUGGAGGAACCCACCCUUUAAAGCCGGUUCCAGACUCUGUUCGGAGUUUCACCCGGAUUGCAGGAUGAUGCUCUAACAGCAUGAAUAAAGCGGGGCGAGUGCUGGAGCCGAAGCUGCAACAUGGGCGUGGGUCGAAACGAGCGGGAUGUAAUUUCGCGGACAUAGUACGGCAAAAAAGAGGACCGUGCAAAAAAGUCAGAGUUGUGAUCUGAGCUCGGGUUCACUCGGAUUCACCACACGCAGCACUUUCCCGUCCCUGACCGGAAUGAUGGAGAAGGGCGCGUUGCAGCAGCAGCAGCAGCAGCAGCAGCCUCUGUCCAAGAGCGCGGAGCGUCCGGCGGAGGAUGUCGCCAAAAUCCCCGACGAGGAGCUGCUGAGGUGGAGCAAACCGGAGCUGGUGCGGCGGCUGCGCCAGACGGAGACGGAGAAGAGGGCCGUCAUCGUGGAGCACGGCAAUCUGAUGCGGGAGGUGAACCGGAGGCUUCAGCAGCACCUCACGGAGAUCCGGAGUCUCAAGGACGUGAACCAGAAACUGCAGGAGGACAACCAGGAGCUGCGGGACCUGUGCUGCUUCCUGGAUGACGACCGGCAGAAGGGGAAGCGGGUGUCGCGGGAGUGGCAGCGCCUGGGCCGCUUCAGCGCGGGGCUGAUGAGGAAGGAGGUGGCCGUCUACCUGCAGAAGUUAAAGGAGCUGGAGCAGCGGCAGAUGGAGGUUGUCCAGGAGAAUCUGGAGCUUAAGGAGGUGUGCUUUAUGCUGGAGGAGGAGCGAGCCGCUGCCACAGCUGGAGGAGGGGCCCACACCCAGGGAGAUCCUGGCUGCAGGAGCUCAAUAGACAGCCAGAACAGCCUGUCUCAGCUCGGAGGGGGCGGGCCUACACCUGGCUUGCUGCGGGACGUUGGCGAUGGGAGUAGUACCUCCAGCGCAGGAAGCACGGAUAGCCCCGAUAAACCACACCACAAGUCACCUACCCUGAGCUCCAGUGCGAGCCCAGGAUCAGGGCCAAGGUACUCCUCCUUGGAGAAACAUAGAGAUAUGUGUGAAUCUCCAGAUAGGAGAAACAGCUCAACCCCUGAGUACCAAACCUUCCCUCAGUCUUGCCGCCCCCGUGGCGGCUCCCUUAUAAACCUAGCACCCUAUGGGCUUGGAGGACCUUGGCCUGAAAAAAACAGCAAAUCCCCCACCAGGCUACCUUGUGCCUCCAACUCCAAACCCUCCAGCUCUGAGCUACUAGCUCAAAAACCAUUUCUGAUGUCAGGGCACGCGUCACCAGGCUGCAGGAAGGGGUCGGCUAAGUCCAGCCCAGAGCUGAGUCAGAGGAGGUUCCAGGGAGACAAUCUGGGGGCUGGCUGCAAAGGUCCUGAAGCUAAGCAGCCCACAUCAGGGACCCUGGAGUACCUGAGGAAAGGCCGGGUGAUUGUUGGGAGUCCAGAGUCUAUGCGGCACCAUCAUAAUUACCAUCACAGCCCUGGAGGGGAGAACAGCAAGGGAAGGCACAGCAGCAGGUCCCCGGGCAGGGAGAGGGCUCAGAGAAGGGCUGUUGGAGAGGAGAUGAGCCCCCAUCAUCAGAGUCUGUACAACGCACUGAUAUCUGCUGGCUGCUGCACCAAUUCCUGUCGGACUGUAAAGCUUUGGGACAGCUUUGACGCCUCCUGACCAGGACACGCCUGUUGAUCUGAUGCUGCUCUGGCAACACACACACAUGCACACACACCACAGAGACAGAGAGAGAAACGGGAGGGGGGUGGGGGGGGAAUGGACCAAUGUUUAACUGGGUGGAUAGAUGGUUGAAAAGGAAUCGGCGUAAAACAAAGACGCUGAAGAAUGAAACACGGCCACUGAGAGGUGAAACUCUGGAAACACACAUUCUGCCCUUUCUCCUGUUGCUGCUAAUGCUACUAUGCAUCUCUACUAGGUAACAGUAGAUGUUCGUCGUGUUGGAUAGGUGAGGACUUAUCCCUUCUUUGCCAAAAGAAAGAGAAAGAAAUGACUAAAGCUGCUCAGAAUCCUUGUUGCCAACAAUAUGGUUCUACCUCUUUUGACAGACAGGAUCCUCAUAGAAGACGCUCGAUACGCGAAGCAACGUCUGAUACUAACACUGAAGGUUAAAAACCCCCUCAACAGUAAUAACAGCUGGCAUUCGAAACACUGCAAACACCUGGGUACUAAAUAAGGCUCCUUCUUUGGAACAAAACAUACCUUUAAAGCACAAACUCUAAUUCAAAAGAUAUUUUCUCUUGCUGCAUUGGCCAUCAUCAUCAGGCAGUUUCAAUAAUUUUGUCCUCUAACAAUAGGCAAUGGAGAUGUUGGUGCAGGAGGUUCCAAAAAGACUGGCAGUGUAAGGACAGGGGAAGUGUAAGUGUGGAUCAGUGCAAAGCUCUUUUUUUUAAAUUAUAACAUAUUGUUCAGCAAAACCGUCUUGCUACUGUAAUCAAUCAACCCAUUUGUAGCUUGUAAGCAGAUCCGUAGAUACAGCCUAUAGCUCACGAUGCUCCUUAAACAUAUUAAUAAGGUCUUAUUAAUAUGCAACAUUCUGUUAACUAUUUUAUUGUUCAUAAACCAAUCUGUCUGAUAAUGUUAAUAUGAGUUUUAAGAAUUUAUUAUUUUCCUAAACAUUAUUGGAUAUUUAUUACAACCAAAACAAUUGUAUGUAAAUUUGAAGAUCCAUUCAUAUAAAACACUUAAUCUUGCAGGGCAGUGAGAGACCUGGUGGCUUCUCCAAUGGCCAAAGGGCGAGAGGCGGGGUACGCCCUGGACAGGCUGACAGUAUUUGGUGAAGGUAUUGAUUACAGUGUAUCCACAUUUUCAGGUUUGGUCAUUUACGGGCAGAAUGGCCAAAUAUAUGGUCAAUAUGCAGAGCAUGAAUGAAUUAAACAUCUGAGGUAUACAAAUCUACCAAUUAAUGAAGGUGAGCUGUCCUGUCCAAUUGCAGUAUUGGAUACACUUAUACUAGGAUAACUUCAAUAUAAUAUUUAUGCAACACAUAUUGUAAUGUCGAUUCAAUUUUAAUGUUUAUUAAAAGUUUACUGACCUCUCAAAGAGGAUUUCAAAGCCUAAUUUUGGGACUAAUCUCUUAAUCUGAAAUAGGGAAGGAAUUAAAAGUCUUAAAAUCACUUGGACCCAUUAACUUCCACCACCAGAACCACCAUUGAAGAAAUAUCUAAGUUCCUUACUGUAGUCUAAAGUUGAGUUCCUUUCACUUAAGGAACUUACAUGACAAUUGCAGCUGCGGUUGCCACAUGCCUUGCUGCCUCUCAGCUCAACAUAGACAACUGCUGUUUUUGGCCACAAGGUGUCUCUGAGACCAGCAGCUGUUAUUUCUGACCCAGGUCAUUUAACAUCCUGGUCGUUUCUGACUUUGGAUUCAGAAUCUGACUGGAUAUUAAGAGGAUCUUAUGUUUAAAGUUACUAAAUGCCACGGAACGCACAAGGAUGUUUCUGUGGCCACAGUCUUGCUCAUCUUUACAGAAAAAUAGACGAAUUAUAUAUUUGCUUACAAUAAGAACAAAAAUAUUUUUAGUAAACAAAUCUAGCGAAUGAUCAGUCAGCAUGUGCUACUGGGAGAGGAGCAGGCAUGAGGAUAGCUAAUAAAAAAAUCUUUGUUGUUUUUAGGGAUUCUUCAGACUAGAGAGAAGAAAGAUGUCAACAUUUUUCUGUAACUAAUUUUCCCAUUCACACUUUUGGAGGUUUAUGGGCAACAUGAGAAUUAAGGCUGCAGUAUGUAACUUUUAUUUAAAAAAAAAUACAACAAAAAAACAUAUUCUCACACAUUUGUAACAUAUUUGAGACAAAUAAUCUGUGAAAAAAACAACAACAACGAGCUCCUUUUACUUCUCCCAGUGCUUCCAAUGCUAAUUAGAAACAACUAGUCAGAGCCAGAAGAAGAGUCUUAGCUUAGCGGAGUCGAUCAUCCCUCCUUCACUCCCUCCCUUUCUCUCUGCUACAAUAAAAGCUUCAGAGCCUGUUGUGAAUGCUAAAGAUAUUCAGCAUGGCCACCGAUGACGGCGGAUAAACGGUUUACCUAUAUAGGAGAAUCGUUACUCUGCCAUUAGCACAUUUAGCGUGAGGAUGAUUGGCAGUGCUAAGACUCCUCCUGGCUUUGAUUGGUUGUUUUUGACUGGAAGCGGUACAUUUUCUCAGACAGAAAUAGCAGCACAACCUUUUCACAGAUUAUCUGCUUCAUAUUAUACUGCCACAACAUGGUGAUGGUUACAAAUAUGGAAAUAUCAGAUUUUUUAUUU